AUGAUUGAGCGUUCGCCACUCUCUGUCGUCCACGAAAAUCUCCUCAAGAUCGGUGCCAUCCCUCUACAGGAGUACUUGGCGGUCGACACUCCGCCUCUGCAGCCCACCUGGGAUGUAUCGUCCGGUCUAAAUAAGUAUGCAACGCCUCAAGAUAUUACAAAGGUAGCUCCGCAGAUUAGUAGUUAUGAGCCUCAGAGCAGUAGCGAACAACAGCCCGGCGAUGCAGGAGGUCUCUCGUUGUCGGACCCUAGUGCAUGCGUCACGCCAGAAUUGAAGCCCGUACAGGAGUAUAAACCAGUAAAGCGCAUUGAGGAAUGCUGUCUGGAAUGGAGGGCUGGUCUGGUCGUGCCCUCCUGGUUCUGUUACGGCUCGUUCGGCUGCGCGCUUCAGGUGAAGUUAACGCCCGAGUGUCAGCGCAGCUACUCUGUCGAGCCCACAUACAAGACAUACGAAGAGGCGAAAAUGGCAUGCGCCAUGCUUGCGAUCGAUCAGGGCGUUCUUGACUUCAUCAAGCAUGGAAACGGGCAGCUGCAGCCAGCACCACGCACCCUCAGGAAUCAGGACGAUCCCUCGACUAGUCGAAUACGAAGAAGAUUUGCUUCUUUAGACGAGUUUGCCAAGUCCCUCCCUACGUACCCUACCGAACCCAUGAGUCUUCGGAGAGAUCCCAGAGGGCACAACUUCGUCAUCAAUUGGCUGGGCAAGAAGAUGUCUCGUGCUCAUGGACGACUGCGCGCAGAUCUCACGCCAGUAUCGGAGUCCAACGCUGACGGAACCCUUUUUGGUCAGGCUCUUACUUAUAUUGUCGAGCCGGUCUUGGAGAGAGAGGUGGAUGUCAGGAAUGCAGUUUGCUUGGUGGCAGCAAUUCAGGGUGUGGAGGCACAUAUCGCAUCAGUGGCAAAGGAGGUCGCAUGCAAAGUGACUUCAGAGAUGAGGCGCCUGGCUGGGAGGGUAUUAGCACUUCUUGAUGCCGAGCUAGAGAAAUGGCCACACUCGAAAACGGAUUUUACAUGUCCGCCGGAUCUUGACGCAUGCGGCUGCAUUUUCACCGUCACUCUGGACACGACAUCAGAGUUGUCGUGGUCAUUCACGGUGCCAAGGGAGUACAAGAGCGGGGCUGAUGCAAAGGUUGCCGCGGUAUGUCUUGCCUAUGAGCAAGGAGUGAUCGAACUCGUCCGCUUUCGCGGGAAGAAACCUCCCCCUGGAUACAAGGUAGUGCUUCCUUGCGAUGCUGGCUCUAGCCAGUACGUCGCGUCCAAGACCUACUUUAAGAGACGUCGAGCGGAGCUAGAAGGGACAAAUGCGGACGCUGGAGGCAAGAAAGCCAGAUUCCCCAGUAGAGCUGUAGAUGGACCCCUACAUCGCCGCCCGUACCCACUUGUUCCGGGAACGAGGCACGAUGGUCAAUUUACUGGAACCUCAACGACACCACCAUAUCACGUCCCUUAUGCCGUUCCUGGUGCAGUUGCGACGACGCCAUACCCUCCUUCGCCAGCUGCCCCGCACUUAGCACCCUACCAGGCUUGGUGA
Messenger RNA from Gloeophyllum trabeum ATCC 11539, 1530 nucleotides. RefSeq lists its product as uncharacterized. The record is from RefSeq and is a predicted model, not a curated record. Lineage: Eukaryota; Fungi; Basidiomycota; Agaricomycetes; Gloeophyllales; Gloeophyllaceae. The coding region runs from base 1 to 1530 and encodes 509 amino acids. The transcript has 5 exons.